Molecule: messenger RNA, 1851 nt
Organism: Halichondria panicea
Lineage: Eukaryota; Metazoa; Porifera; Demospongiae; Suberitida; Halichondriidae
Product: arylsulfatase L-like
Exons: 3
Coding region: 134-1687 (517 amino acids)
Molecular function (GO): arylsulfatase activity
Source: RefSeq, a predicted model, not a curated record
UUCUGAUUGCUGUUUGCACAGUGCAUGGGGGCGGGGCUGCUCAGGUGUAUGACGGUAAACAGCUUCAGGUUUGUGUAGAUAAUACUGAUACAGUACAUUAAUUUAUAUCUACAGGCUUCAGCAAAACACACACAUGCUGGUGCAUGGUAUGAUGGCCCAUCUCCUGCUCUUCGUGCUUCUAGUAUGCAGUGUGUCCGCCACUCCACAGCAACAAACAGUAGGAGCAGCAGAGAAGCCCAACAUUGUGUUUAUACUGGCUGAUGACAUGGGACUCUGGGCGGCUGCUACCUAUGGAAACUCUGAGAUAAUCACUCCAAACAUUGACAAGUUAGCAGAGGAAGGUAUCAAGUUCAACAAUGCUUUCUGCAACACCCCAGUGUGCUCAGCCAGCAGAACUUCUUAUUUUACAGGUCGUCUACCCAGUCAGACUGGAGUACAUGACUGGAUUAGCCGAGGGAAUGGCUGUGAGGACGAAGCCAUUGACUACACUGGUAAAGAGGAAUCUUACACGGAUAUUCUCAGCUCCCAUGGCUACUACUGUGCAAUGAGCGGCAAAUACCAUCUAGGGGACCAACAAUACCCCCAGCACUCAUUCAAGCACUGGUUCGUACACCAGAAAGGGGGCUCGACUUACAUUAAUCCCCCAAUGGUAAACAACUCCAAGUGUGAGAAUAUUAAAGGCUAUGUGACCGAUAUAAUAACCGACGAUGCUAUUAGCUUUAUCAACGGGUACACUAAGAGCGGAAUGAAGGAUCCAUUCUAUAUCUCUGUGCAUUACACGUCUCCCCAUUCUCCAUAUGUUGGGGCAGACGGCAAAGCCGAUUCUAUGCACCCCAAGCAAUAUGUAGAUAUGUACAACAAUUCCAAGUUCAUCUCCUGCCCUCAAGAGCCCAUGUCCCCCUAUGCUAGACAUUUUUCUAAGGGGCUAACGGAACACUGCCUUGGAAACCGAGAGUGUUUAAAAGGCUACUAUGCUGCUGUAACUGCCAUGGAUAUGAACAUUGGUAGAAUACUAGAUACUCUCCACUCUAACGGUCUAGAUCAGAGCACUCUUGUUGUGUUUGCUAGUGAUCACGGCUUUAAUGCAGGUCACCAUGGACUUUGGGGUAAGGGGAAUGCAGCGUACCCCUUAAACAUGUUUGAUACUUCGAUAAGAAUUCCAAUGAUUUGGCGACACCUUGGAGUUAUCAAACCAGCAGUUGAAAACUCUGUGGUUCAAGUUCUGGACGUAGCACCUACUCUGAUCGAAUAUGCUGUCAAUACAAGCUUUCCAUCUAUUCGUAAUAUACCAGGAGAGAGCUUUUCCGGACUACUAACAGACCCCAGUUCAAGGAACUCAAAAAUGUUUAGAGUAAUUUUUGGAGAGUAUGGUCAGACACGUUAUGCUCGUUCAAAUGCUACAGAUGGCAUUAAGUAUGUCACGAGGCUAACAGGACAUGCAGAGCUGUACGACCUUGAGAAUGACAAGACGGAGAAGCUCAACCUACUGAGUCCGUUUUCAGGGAUUAAAGAGAAAGUAAACAGCAUGGCAACGGUGUAUGAUAGAGCCCUGAGGGAAUGGUUCUCCUUCUAUGAGGACCCGUACGUUAGUGGGUGGGCCAAACCAGUCACUGGAACAGGUCAGAGGAGGGCACUCUACUACAAUACGAGCGGGUGGCCCAACACACCUGAAUUCGACCAGCUAUAAUCCCAUAAUUAUCAGAUAUAAUAGAUAUACUACCAGGAGUGCAUGCAUGUGUACUCCUGGUGCUACAUAUAGCUACACUACAUGUAGUAUAAUAUUAUAGAUAACAUGUUUGAUGGAAAUUAAAGUUAUAACUUACUAAUACUACUAUGAUCCUAAUACUAUGA